ACUUCCGCUAUGUGUCAAACGGGUGGUGGAGGGGUUUUAUAAGAAAGUGAGGAUUCCAUGUUUUUUACGUAAUGAUGAGUUGUUAUAAGAGGGCCUUGAGGAGGAAUUCUGGGCUGUUGUCUGUCACUUUGGAGUAACAUGGAGACAUCAGUAGACAGAGGAGAGGGCCACGUCAGCUCGUUCUGCCAGAGUAACCCACUUUAUGACAUGGACAUGAAACUGAGCAGGACUGACCUGUACACCUUCCAGAGCAGUGAUCUAAAACCAGCCAAGGCCAGAGGAGCACAGCGAUGUCUAAAUGUUAUUGUCGUUUACCUCAUCCUUCUGACUGCACUGAAUGCCUUCCUCCUUUACAAAGUGUUUUCGAUGGAGGCUAGUAGUCUCUCCUCCUCUGGCUCCAGAACAGCGAAGCUGACCGACAAUCACAUCCCCCUGGAGGAGGACCUCCGUACCCUUGCCAGAAACACCAGCUUGGAGACCAUCUCUCUCAGAGGAUACCUGGGGAAGUUACAGACCCAGGUCUCCAGCUUCUGUGGGGAGGAUGGCCAGCUGGGCCAGCUGAGAACAAACCUGGGUGCGGUCAAUGCCAGCACCACUCUCCUUCAGGACUCAGUGAAAGCAUUCAGAUUACUCAAAGCUUCACCAGGCCCACAGGGACCUACUGGUCCACCUGGUGCGAGGGGGUUACCUGGUGUGAGGGUGGACAAGGGAGACAGGGGUCAGACAGGACAAAAAGGAGACCCUGGAGUUGAUGGCCAGACUGGUGCCAAGGGAGAAGCAGGGGAACCAGGACCCGAAGGUGAAGAUGGUACCACUGGACAACAAGGACCAGCUGGAACACCAGGCGGUGCAGCUACUAACUGUUCAGGAGCCCCUGGGCUGCCAGGACCACAGGGACCAAAGGGGGAUAUGGGACACAUUGGUUUACCAGGGAUACCAGGCCAAAAUGGGAUCAAAGGGCACACUGGAGCCCAGGGCCGUGAUGGAGUACAGGGGGCCCCUGAUUUGAAGGGUGACACAGGGCCGACAGGACUACCUGGACCCAUAGGACCUGAAGGACCAAGAGGACUUGCUGGUGUUAAUGGAACAAGAGGACUUGUUGGAUUUCCAGGGUUGCCGGGAAGUCCCGGACCGCUAGGUCCACGUGGAGAGAAGGGUGAAAGAGCAGCUGGAUCAGUGACAGCAAAUGUGCGUAUCGCUGGCGGGGGGACUCGUGGGAGAGUGGAGGUGAUGUGGUCGGGGCAGUGGGGUACGGUGUGUGAUGACGGCUUUGACACUCUGGACGGGACAGUGAUCUGCAAGAUGCUGGGGUACCAACGAGCCUCCACAGUCUUCACAGCCAGCCAUGGAAUCGGUAGGAUCUGGUUGGAUGACCUGCGAUGCACAGGCAGAGAGGCCAGUGUGUUUAAUUGCCUUCACAAUGGUAUGGGCAUCAGCAACUGUCAACACAACGAGGACGCUGGGGUGCAGUGUGUGUGAAUGUGUCCUGGAUCCAGAGUAGGAGAGGUGCACAGCAAGAGAGAGACGUACACAUACACGUACACACACACACACACACACACACACACUAAAGUAUGUCCACACAUACAUUAACAUGUUACAGAUGGUAAUUCAUGUUACUGUGACUUGUUACAUCUACUGUAUCUUAUUUUUUUUUUAACAACAUUAGUAAGUCAUUGUUGAUAUAAACUUGGCAUUUACCUAACGUGUAGCUAACUUAGGCCUACCCAUUGUCUCACGUCAGAUGGUGUCACUCCUACGUGACGCUCGUCCUUCAAACUAUCAGUCUUGUAGGACGUGGAACUCAUCUCUAAAAAUCUAGAUUUUGCUCAUCUGCCGAACACUAGUUCCUAACUCUAUGACGUAUCUAUGACGCACUGACUACUACCAUGCUUGAUCAGCUGAGCAAACUUGCCCAAGCUAGGAGCCUAGUGAUAACUUGUUUGAAUGGCCAUUACUGUAGCUAUUUUGCCAAUCUUGUUGAUGAAUAACCAAAGUUAUGGGACUGUUCUAAGAAAUCAGCAUGUAUCUGACUCUGACAGCUGGCACUGUGCCUCACUACUUUGUAACAUUUGGCCAAUACAAUAACAUCGCAGCUAGCCUAAAGCAGUCAAGCUGUGCUGCAAAACUCACUAAUCACAGCAAAACAGAAACUGCCUUAUCAUGAAAACUCGUGCUAUUAGCUAGAAUAUCACUACACUAGCUAGCUAGAGGGAGUAUUCAGCAUUGAGUGUGUGAACUGUCGUUGUUAGCAUCCCUUGCUGUGAGACUGGUUCAGUCAGCAAGCAGACACUAGCUAGCUAAUUUUCGUGCACAUUUAGAUUUUCAGGAACUCUUAUUCUACACCCACAAAACACCUUUGCUAAAUGUAGAAUUAGGGUAUUGAAGAAUUUGUGAUGAACUAUUAGCUACAGGUUUAUAGUUUUAAGAUCAACUCUGACUCUUAUGAGGAUUCAAGGGGGUUCAGUGGACGAUGUCACCUUGAUAAAAUGUUCGAAUAUUAGGACAGCAUAUUGUAGUCAAACUUAUUUUUAGCUUUCCCAUGAGUGUUUUCAAGUUAUCAGAGAGAUGAGUGCAGACGCACUGAUGUGAGCCUUCGCACUGAUGUGAGACAAUGAGGCCUACCUGUAAUAAUGUACCCUGAAGGAAGGUUUAUACAGAAUACAUGGUAUUUUCUGAAUUGCACUUUGUAAACAACCAGUUUAAUUAAUCAGUUUGAAAUAAAACACUGAAGAAUCUGA
Oncorhynchus kisutch (coho salmon) is the source of this 2741-nucleotide messenger RNA. It is a transcript of the gene marco, whose product is annotated as macrophage receptor with collagenous structure. The record is from RefSeq and is a predicted model, not a curated record. Lineage: Eukaryota; Metazoa; Chordata; Actinopteri; Salmoniformes; Salmonidae. Gene Ontology annotation, cellular component: membrane. Bases 139 to 1479 code for a protein of 446 amino acids. The transcript has 14 exons.